Molecule: messenger RNA, 4097 nt
Organism: Zootoca vivipara (common lizard)
Lineage: Eukaryota; Metazoa; Chordata; Lepidosauria; Squamata; Lacertidae
Gene: TIGAR
Product: TP53 induced glycolysis regulatory phosphatase
Biological process (GO): negative regulation of glycolytic process; regulation of pentose-phosphate shunt
Cellular component (GO): cytosol
Molecular function (GO): fructose-2,6-bisphosphate 2-phosphatase activity
Source: RefSeq, a predicted model, not a curated record
CGCGACGGAGGAGGAAGCCGGCCGGCCGGCAGUUGGGUUGGGGAGGGGAGAGGAGACGAGGGUUCGGAGCGCGGCCGUCGGGCGGGCGAAUGGGCAGGAUGAGGCCGGCCGCGUUCGGCUUAACCGUCGUCCGGCAUGGGGAAACAAGAUUCAACAAAGAGAAGAUUCUGCAAGGCCAAGGUGUAGAUGAGCCCCUCUCAGAGACUGGCUUCAGACAAGCCAAUGCAGCAGGCCUGUAUCUCAGUAAUGUAAAAUUUACUCAUGUCUUCACAAGUGAUCUGCUUCGGGCAAAGCAGACAACAGCCGCAAUUCUAAAGAAGAGUAAGUUCUGCAAAGAGGUUGCUGUAAAACAUGAUGCAAGACUCAGAGAGCGGAAAUAUGGAGUGGCAGAAGGGAGGCCUCUGAGCGAUCUCAGGACAAUGGCAAAAGCUGCAGGGGAGCAGUGUCCGUCUUUUACACCUCCUGGAGGAGAAACACUUGAAGAAGUAAAAGCACGUGGCGAGGAUUUUUUUGAACACCUUUGCUGUCUUGUUGCCCAAGAAGUAUGUCCAGAAAAUAAAGCUGAGACAGAAGGAAGUAGCACAGAGAUGGCAGGCGGAAGUUCUACCAGCUCAUUGACCAACCACCGCAGCAGACUGGAAUUUAAUUCGGACAGAGGUUCUGAAAUACUGGAUGCCAAUAUACUGGUUGUGAGUCAUGGGGCAUUUAUGAGAAGCUGGGUGGGCUAUUUCAUUUCAGACCUGGCGUGCACUUUACCAGCCACUUUGUCAAAGACUGAGCUGUCUUCUGUGAGUCCCAAUACUGGAAUUAGUCAGUUCAAUAUAAAACUAGAGAUGAGAGAGGACAGUAAACCUAAAAUCCACUGCGUCUUUCUUAAUAGAGAUGAUCAUUUAGGUGAGAAGAUGAUGGCUGGAAACAUGGAGCUCUGAAACAUUUAAAGCACAAAGUUUAUGUAUGCAGUCUGUAAAAGCAUAUUUUCUUUGAAAGUAUUUUAGUGGACUAGCCUGUUGGAGGAAGGCAAAGGUCUUCUUACUCAGCAGGAAAAAAAUGGAGUUGAUUCAGUUUGGAAAGUUUGUAGCAACUGCUUAUUGGUAGCAUGCCAUACAGCCCAGUAUUGCAUAAAUGGAAAGCGGCACUUGUUUACUCAUAUACACGGCUGAAAUUACGUACCUUAACUUUUUAGCAAGUGCUGUAGUAUUAACUGAAAACGUUCUAUUUGUGCACAGAGAACUCUAUACGGUUACCCCAUGUAUUUACCGGAGGAUUAUUUGUCAGUGGUGAUGCUUCUGCAAAGCAAGAUUUCACCCUCUGGAGCCAUUUAGACCCCAUUCUAAACCUGGCUGCUUGCUUCAAUAUGCAUGAAGGAGCAUGAGCAAACAUGGAGCUGUGGCCUCGUAUUUCCUCCCAACACCCUGCCCUUAUUUCUGCUGCAUGAAGACUUAAAAUGGCUAAACCUGGAUACGUGUGGUUCACAGCAACUUGUUCACUGUAGCGCUCAGGUGCGUAGCCCAGUUCUACAGAGAGCCUUGCCAUUCUGAUGCCCUUGAACAUGCAUUUUUCCUCCGUUGUGUGAACAUUUAAUUUGUACAAAUUAACAAGUUAAAUGAUUGGAUUUCAUUUUAUUUUGUACUAACUCACUUUAAGACAUUCACACCCUGGCCUUUUGUCAAAAAGGCUCUCAGAAUGGCAAAAAGUCAGUAUUGAGUCAGUCCCUGCCUUCAGGCUCAGAAUCUAAAAAGACAUGAUACAUGAGGAAAAAGUAAGGGGAGGGAAGAGGGGAAAAGAAAGCUCCAGCACAAGUUCCUCUUGUCUGGAAGAACAGCAACUCCUGCCCAGUGUCGGAGAUGUUCUGGUUGCCUUGCCUUUGAUAAAGAGCAGCUCCCCCACCCCAAAUUGCUUUCUUCCAGGAUCAGAUCCAGGAGCAGAGUUGGUGACAAUGCAUAGUGUCCUCAUGUGUUUUUGGAAUCUGAGGGUUAUGUAAUGUGAUCUUGACAUGCUGCUUGUCACAACUAACAUUAGAUGAAGUCGCAGGCUGCAGAGAUUAGGUGGGUGUCUUGUAUGCAAAGGGUUAACUGGAGGCCUCUAGGGCCCAAGAGCAAAAGAGCAUUAGUGCACCUUUUGAAAACAGACCAGUGCCACACCCAAUCCACUGCAAGUGCUUCACUCCCCCCCCCCCCAAAUUUAGUGUCCCAGGACCAGUCAUAGUUCACUCUGGGUGCUUCCAACCAGUCACUGCAGCCUCCGAAGUGCUUUUCUGAGACAGAGAAGCUGGGAGCAGUUUAGACAAUGCUAUCUCAGAUACAAGGUGGUAAACGGUGUAAGGAGUAGGUGAGCAGAAAGCAGGUUUGUUGCUUGCUUUGGUUUAAAGCAGGGACAGGGAGCCAUGAGAAGACCCUUUGGCGGCUGGGCUGGGCAAAAAGGACUUCCUUUCAGCACAGCACAGAGAAGCUCUAGUGUGCUCUGCCACUGUGCCCCCUAUGCCGCCUCCUGUCCACCCCACCAGCCCCAAUUGACACCAGCCACCUGGGCCUACACACAGUGGAGAGCACACAUCCUCUUUCCUCUCCAAGCAGUUGUCUUGGAUAGUUCACACCAGUGGACCCAGCAAAUUUCCCCCAGUGUUGCAUCUUAGUGUGUAGAGCACCUGACACAUAAUGUUAUAUCCUUUAGGCCCCUUUUCUCUAUUUCAGCUUUCUCAGAUGAUAGUAAAGGUAUUUACAUGACUACCUCCUAUCAGUGAAGGGGGGCGGGCGGGAGAAGUUUAGUGAAGCACUUCAUUGCUCUUCCAGUGGCCCAGAUACAAACAGCUAAUUUAUUAAGCAAAAUAAGGUUUGAAAUAAGAGUUGCCAUCUCCUUUCCCUAAGCAGGUUUCUCCAUCCUUUAUGGGUUUGCCGACUUCUGCUUGCUACCGCUGCUUUUCUAGCUGUAGCAAUGAAUGCAUUUUUGAAAAAAGAUAGAAGAAGUUAGGAAUUAGGGUUGCAACUAACCACAGCACAUUAUACGAUACCAAAACAUAUCAGUGUUGUCUAAAUGAUGCACCUGUUAUGCACUCAGUUGACAUGGAAAGUAUUUAACAGAACAUGUUAAACCCAAAGAUUUUUGUUAGUUAAAUCAAAAUAGUGCUGUCCAAUUGAUUGACAGCAGUCCAUAAUGCCUCAUUGAGAGAACAUCAUUCCAACUGCAUGGCAUGCCCCCACCUCGAAGAGCAAACAAAAAUCUGAAUUAGGUUUAUCUGAUUUAAGAUUGGCAUGUCUCAGAUAUCCCCUUCCUAGUAAAGGAGCAUGCAUGUUGCCCUACACUGGGAGAUAAAAAUCAUGCUUCUCAUUUUAAGGGAGAUGUAGAAAUGUUCUCUUUCAGUCGUUUUUGAUCUACCCAGUGUGUUUCAGGAGAUGUCUAUGUUAAAUUUCAGCUUGCCGUGUGGGCUGGACAUUCUGGUGUACAUAGCAGGUCCCCUUCUAGGGAGAGGUCUGAAAAGUGUUCUGCUUCAUGUGUACCAAAUUUCAGUCCUCCCGCUCAUGUGGAAAUACCAUAAUUUCAGUAUCUCCAUUUGCAUGGAUGAGACCCACAGAAAUAGUAAUCAAGUCUAAGGAAUUUUACAUGCACACUCACUCCCUUUGCACUGCCUUUUUCCUUCCUCUUGCAUUUCUCAACUUGCUUACACACACACACUCUUCUAAGUGGGCAGCCCCCUUUUCACACACCAUUGUCACCUUCACUCCCUUUCCCCUCCCUCCUCUUUGCUCUCCCUUGCACACAGACCACCUCCAGUUCUGUGCCUCCUCCUCUCCUGUAUUCUGCACUCCCCUUGGCGCAUGCACUCCAAGCUGAUGUAUGUUACUGUAUCUUUAAGUUGAAUAGACUCUUAAGGCUGUCAGCUCAAUCAGAGAAUGUUAAGUUCAACUGAUGAAUAUUGUACAUGUAUGGAUGUUUGCUUGUUAAUAAAGUAUCUGUUCUACAUUGAAUCUGGAACUUCCUGUUGUAGGCGACACACGGUACCAAGAGUGAAAUGCAUGGUUGUGGGGAAGGUAUUAUGGAAUAUUUGAGGGCUCUGCAUCCUUUAUCUCUCUCAUAUGAUAUAGCUGAGCCAUGGAGGAGGG